UUUGAGGAAGCUUCUGAAACAGGGAUUCAAAGCGACGCAAGAAGAACAUAAAAUGGAAAAUGGUAGUAGCAACAACGCGUUGAAGCCGAUGGACUCUGAGCAACUGAGGGAGUACGGACAUAAAAUGGUCGAUUUCAUUGCUGAUUAUUACAAAACUAUCGAGACUUUCCCUGUCCUUAGCCAAGUUCAGCCUGGUUAUCUUCAAAAUCUUUUGCCUGAGUCAGCACCAGACCACCCUGAAACGGUGGAACAAGUUCUGGACGAUGUAAAGGCGAAGAUAUUGCCUGGAAUAACGCAUUGGCAAAGCCCUAGCUUCUUUGCUUAUUUCCCUAUUAACGGCAGCGUUGCAGGGUUCUUGGGUGAGAUGUUGACAGCUGGUCUUAAUACUAUGAGUUUCAGUUGGGUUGCUUCUCCAGCUGCAACUGAGCUCGAAAUUAUCGUUCUUGAUUGGUUUGCAAAACUGCUCAACCUGCCAGAGCAGUUUCAAUCCAAAGGAAAUGGAGGUGGAGUUAUCCAAGGGUCAGCUUGUGAAGGUAUUCUCGUUGUUAUGAUUGCUGCCCGCGAGAAGGUCUUAAGAAGCGUUGGUAAGAAAGCACUUGAGAAGCUUGUUGUCUACUCCUCUGACCAAACACAUUCAUCUUUACAGAAAGCUUGCCAGUUAGCCGGUAUCCAUCUAGAGAAUUGCAGGGUUCUGAAAACAGAUCCAUCUACCAAUUACGCUCUGCAUCCAGAAUCACUUCAGGAAGCUGUUUCUCAGGAUCUUGAUGCUGGAUUGAUUCCAUUCUUCUUAUGUGGCACUGUUGGAACAACUUCUUCAACAACAGUUGAUCCACUAGCAGCACUGGGAAAGAUUGCAAAGAGCAAUGAGAUGUGGUUUCACGUGGAUGCAGCGUACGCUGGAAGUGCUUGUAUAUGUCCAGAGUAUAGACAGUACCUUGACGGUGUAGAAACUGCAGACUCUUUUGACAUGAAUGCUCACAAAUGGUUGCUCACUAAUUUCGAAUGUUCCCUACUUUGGGUCAAGGAUCAAUCUGCUCUCACUGAAGCUCUUUCAACAAAUCCAGAGUAUCUCAAAAACAAAGCAUCUCAGGCAAACUUGGUUGUUGAUUACAAAGAUUGGCAAAUCGCUCUUGGACGACGAUUCAGGUCACUGAAACUAUGGAUGGUUUUACGGCUCUAUGGAGCUGAGAAUCUGAAGAGCUAUAUACGAAACCAUAUCAAACUGGCUAAAGAUUUCGAACAACUUGUCUCCAAAGAUCCUAACUUUGAGGUUGUCACUCCUAGGAUCUUUUCUCUGGUCUGUUUCCGUAUAGCAGCUGUGGAUAACGAUGAAAAGAAGUGCAACAACCUUAACCGCAGCCUUCUAGACGCAGUUAACUCUUCAGGAAAACUCUUCAUUUCUCACACUAUCUUGUCGGAAAAAUUCGUACUACGUUUCGCCAUAGGAGCGCCACUGACGGAGGAGAAGCACGUGAUGGAGGCGUGGAAGGUUAUCCAGGAAGAAGCAUCAUACUUGCUUUCCAUGUAAAAUAAGAUCAAAAAGAAUUUUUCGGGAAAACCUCCUGUUCUUGCCAACAAACCGAAGCACUUGUUUGGUUUGGGUUAAUGUGAACUUCGGUUUGGUCUCCGAACGUGUUUACUAUUUUUAUUUGAUUGUUUGCAUUGUUUUUACCAAUCGAGUGAAUCUUAUUUCCCA
Molecule: messenger RNA, 1696 nt
Organism: Raphanus sativus (radish)
Lineage: Eukaryota; Viridiplantae; Streptophyta; Magnoliopsida; Brassicales; Brassicaceae
Product: phenylacetaldehyde synthase
Exons: 13
Coding region: 53-1528 (491 amino acids)
Biological process (GO): amino acid metabolic process
Molecular function (GO): carboxy-lyase activity; pyridoxal phosphate binding
Source: RefSeq, a predicted model, not a curated record